CCGGACUUAAGCCGGUUGAAAGAGGACUGGUCUUGAACAUUAAUGGAAGAAACCAUGAAGACCAGGCCCCAAUGGAAGAAGAAGAAAGGAAAGCCCAACAACCGGGAGAACCAGACCAGAGAGUAGUGUAAGCAAGAUCAUGAUGCGAUACAAAGAGGAAAAAGAGGCAAAGAAGGAAGCGUUUAGGAAAUAUCUGGAGUCAAGUGGAGCUGUUGAUGCUCUCACCAAAGUUCUUGUUGCACUGUAUGAACAAAAUGAGAAGCCGUCCUCUGCCCUUGAAUUCAUUCAACAAAAGUUAGGGGGUCCAACUGCAUCUGAAUAUGAAAAGCUGCAAGCUGAAGUGUCUGAUUUACAAGUAAAAUAUAAUGAACUUUUGGCAACACAUCAGCAAAUCUGCAAAGAGUUAGAGGAGCUUAAGAACUCACAUACUCAGUCAUCUGUGAAGGAGACUAAUGAGGGAGAUCCGCCAACAACGGCAUCUGAAGGGCAACAAGAACAAGUAAUGCAUUCUUGACCUCAUAUGUCGAUAUUUCCUUUUUCUCUUCAAGGAGAAGAUUUUUUGUACUGAGAAUCAUCAUUGUUCAGUUAAGUUGUUUGCUUGAUUUUAUUCUUUUACUUGAUAAGUACAUGUGUGAUUGGUGGGGAAUUAAAAUCCAACUUCGUUUUGGUCCCCAAACCACCAGAUAAUAUGGCUUUUGUUUAACAUAAUGAAAUGGAUAAGUCAAGAUUUUCUGUAGAA
Molecule: messenger RNA, 739 nt
Organism: Carica papaya (papaya)
Lineage: Eukaryota; Viridiplantae; Streptophyta; Magnoliopsida; Brassicales; Caricaceae
Source: RefSeq, a predicted model, not a curated record